Molecule: messenger RNA, 2649 nt
Organism: Colletotrichum siamense
Lineage: Eukaryota; Fungi; Ascomycota; Sordariomycetes; Glomerellales; Glomerellaceae
Gene: utp4
Product: U3 small nucleolar RNA-associated protein 4
Exons: 2
Coding region: 1-2649 (882 amino acids)
Biological process (GO): maturation of SSU-rRNA from tricistronic rRNA transcript (SSU-rRNA, 5.8S rRNA, LSU-rRNA)
Cellular component (GO): t-UTP complex; 90S preribosome; small-subunit processome
Molecular function (GO): RNA binding; protein binding
Source: RefSeq, a predicted model, not a curated record
AUGGACCUCCACCGCUGCCGCUUCAUCGCGUACCCUCCCUCCGCCAUCAACGCCCUCGCCUUCUCCCACCCCUCCGCCCGCACGAAGCAGCACUCCGCCCUCUCCCGCCUCGCCGUCGGCCGCGCGAACGGCGACAUCGAGAUCUGGAACCCCCUCAACGGCGCCUGGCUCCAGGAGACCGUCCUCCGCUCCGGCGCAGACCGCUCCGUCGACGGCCUCGUCUGGGUGACCGACCCCGACGACACCCCUUCCGCCCCCGGCGCCGCCACCAUCCCAGGCCGCGCGCGCCUCUUCAGCAUCGGCUACACCUCCGCCGUCACCGAAUGGAACCUCGAGACCGGCCGCCCCCUGCGCCACGCCUCCGGCCAGCACGGCGACAUCUGGUGCCUCGCCGCCCAGCCCCCGGCCUCGCCCUCCGACCCCGUCACCCGCCUCGUCGCCGGCACCAUCGACGGCGUCCUCGCCCUCUACUCCGUCGAGGACGGCGAGCUGCGCUUCCAGCGCAUCCUCGUCAAGUCCCCCACCAAGAAGGUCCAGAUGGUCAGCAUCGCCUUCCAGUCGCGCCACACCUUCGUCGUCGGCUGCUCCGACUCCACGCUCCGCGUCUACGACAUCAAGCGCGGCUCCUGCCUCAGCAAGAUGACCAUCGGCCCCGAGAAGGACCGCAAGGACGCCGGCGCCAGGGAGCGCGCCGACAUCAUCGUCUGGAGCGUCAAGACGCUGCCCUCGGGCGACAUCGUGUCGGCUGAUUCGGCCGGCCAGGUCUGCAUCUGGGACGGCAAGACGUACACCCAGGCGCAGCGCAUCCAGGGCCACCGCCAGGACGCCCUCAGCCUGGCCACCAGCGCCGACGGCUCCGCCAUCAUGAGCGGCGGAAUGGACCGCCGCACCGUGCUCUACAAGAAGACCUCCGGCAACGGCGCCAGAUGGGGCAAGGUCUGGAGCAGGAAAUACCACGAGCACGACGUCAAGGCCAUGGCCUCGUUCGAGAGCAGGAGCGUGAGCAUCGUCGUCACAGGAGGCCCCGACGCCUCCCCCGUCGUCCUCCCGCUCAAGGAACUCGGCCGCGAGAACCACAGAACCCUCCCCCACCUCCCCCAGACGCCCCCCCUCGCCAGCGCGCCCGAUGCCCGCCUGCUCAUCAACUGGUGGGACAACCAGGUCGAGGUCUGGAAGCUGCAAAACUCCUUCGACGGCCUCUUCGGCGACGGCGUCGCCCCCGCCGACAAGGACAAGGACCUCGACACCAACCGCAAGCUGCUCAAGACCAUCCUCGUCAACGGCGACUCCUCCAUCUCCUCCGCCGCCAUCACCCCCGACGGCUCCCUCUGCGCCGUCGCCACCCCGACCGCCCUCAAGGCCUUCCACCUCCGCCACGACGGCAACCCCACCAAGCCCUCCGACGUCGCCGUGUCCACCAUUCCCGUCCCGGCCUCCUUCGCCUCCAACGGCGCCAGCAAGGUCAUCCUCUCCCCGGACGGCGCCUGGCUCGCCGCAGUCCAGGACGGCUCCAAGGUCCUCGUCGCGAGAAUCACGCGCGACGCCGACACCGGCGCCGUGACCAUCGAGAAGCCCCGCGCCGUCGCCCGCCUCCGCCGCAACGUCCCCAAGCACCAGUCCCACGGCGGCCUCGGCAGCUACGAGAGGACCGUCGCGCACCUCGCCUUCUCCCCGGACAGUCGCAUGCUCGCCGCCGCCGACCUGGCCGGCUAUAUCGACACCUGGGUCUUCGGCACCCCGUCCCCCCGCGCUGAAGACGACGACGAGGAAGAUUCCGCCGACUCCGACUCCGACGAUGCUCCCGCCGACGCCACGGAGCGCUGGAUCCGCAACCCAACCGCCUCCCUCCUCCCCAAACUCCCCGCCACCCCCGUCGUCCUCUCCUUCUCCCCAGACCUCGCAACCACCGCCGACAACGCCCCAGAGUACACCCUCGCCGCCGUCACAACCGCCUGGCACAUCCUCAUCUUCAACCCCGCCGCCGGCUCCCUCAACGCCUGGUCGCGCCGCAACCCCGUCUCCCGCCUGCCCGCGACCAUCCGCGAGACACGCGACCUCGCCAAGGGCGCCCUCUGGCAGGGCCCGCGCGUCUGGAUCUACGGCAUCAACUUCCUCUUCAUGCUCGACCUCUCCCAGGACCUCUCCGCCCCCGUCGCCGUCGCCGACCCGGACACCGCCGUCGUCGUCCACGCGCACGCCGCGGGCACCAAGCGCAAGCGCAAGGGCCCCGACUCCGGCGCCGGCUCCAAGAUGUCCAUCGGCGCCAUCGUCCCCGCGCAGGUCGACCGCUUCGUCGCGGCCAAGGGCACCAAGGAGUGGCAGGACGACAUCGAGGCCCGCGCCCCCGCGGACGCGAUGGACGUCGACUCCGACGCGGUCUCCGCCGACGAAGCUGCCGCUGCGGGUUCCGACUCGGAAGAGCCCGAGUCCGGCCUCGCCACGCUCCGCGGCCGGCAGGAGGAGACUCAGGCCGAGGAUGGCGCCGGCAAGACCCGCUGGUGGCACACGUACAAGUACCGACCCAUCCUGGGCAUAGCGCCGCUCUCCGGCACCGGCGCCGCGUCGCUCGAAGCCGUCCUCGUCGAGCGGCCGCUGUGGGAGGUGGACCUGCCCGAGAGGUACUUUGGCGCCGACGAAUGGGAGAGGUGA